This is a messenger RNA of Ornithodoros turicata, 3379 nucleotides long. Its product is annotated as phosphatidylinositol 4,5-bisphosphate 3-kinase catalytic subunit alpha isoform-like. The coding region runs from base 168 to 3305 and encodes 1045 amino acids. NCBI's taxonomy places the organism in Eukaryota, Metazoa, Arthropoda, Arachnida, Ixodida, Argasidae. Gene Ontology annotation, molecular function: 1-phosphatidylinositol-4-phosphate 3-kinase activity; 1-phosphatidylinositol-3-kinase activity. The record is from RefSeq and is a predicted model, not a curated record. The transcript has 19 exons. Gene Ontology annotation, biological process: cell migration; phosphatidylinositol 3-kinase/protein kinase B signal transduction; phosphatidylinositol-mediated signaling. Gene Ontology annotation, cellular component: cytoplasm; plasma membrane; phosphatidylinositol 3-kinase complex.
AAGUUUACGAACGACGGUUUACGAAAACAACAGUAAUGGCGGUUGUUCUACUGACGAGGCACUAAAAUGGGUGGAUCGUUGACCGUUUAUCUACCUUGUUUACGUUUCACCAAUUUUUAGUUCUGUGUAAUUUGUGUAUAGCAGAGGGGACUUGAGAACAGUCCAAGAUGCCUCCUUCUUCCGGCGAACUGUGGGGCUUCACUAUUAUGCCCAACACCGUUAUGGUGGACUGCCUCUUGCCCACUGGUGUCAUCAUCCAACUAAAUUGUGCACGUGAUGCUACUUUAGAAUCAAUUAAAGACGACUUGUGGGACAAGGCGCAGAGGUACCCACUGUACCGCCGUCUAGGUGACCCAUCAUCAUACAUCUUUGUAUCAAUCACUCGUGAUGCAGAGCGGGAGGAGUUCUACGAUGAGUCCAGGCGGCUAUGCGACCUCCAUUUAUUCCAGCCUAUUCUCAAAAUUGUCGAACCGAAAGGAAACACUGAGGAGAAGAAGUUAAAUUCUGAAAUUCGGCUAGCAAUCGGGGGCAGCGCUCACGAGUUCGACGACAUGAAAGAGCACGAAGUGGUGGACUUUCGGCGAGGCAUUCUGGCAGUUUGCAAGGAAGCCGUUGACACGAGGGAUGCAGGCAGUGACGAAUGUCGGGCUUGCUACGUAUAUCCCCCCGAGAUUGAGAGUUCUUCUCGACUUCCUUCAAAUUUAGAAAACAAAUUGGAUAAAGGUGUUGUGAUGGUCUGCGUCUGGGUGCUUACGGACACCAACGGAAAACAGACCCACACCUUAGAAGUGCACAAAGACACGCAUCCUGAGAAUGUAAUUCGAGAAGCCAUUCUCAAGAAGCUACAGAAGUGCAGCAAAUUGUCCAAAGAGGAGCAGCUUGCCAGGGCUGAAGAAUGCCAGAAGCACUACCUCCUUAAAGUGUGCGGUGUCAACCAAUACCUUCUUAAAUCUUACCCCCUGAGUCAAUACAAGUACAUCAGGAAUUGUAUCGCCAAGGGAAACAUGCCACAGCUGAUGCUGAUGCACAAAGAAGCUGUUUACAAUGCAAUUCCACGGUCUCACUACAACACGCCGUCGUACAUGAGGCGGAACGUUUCUACCACACAGCCACAAUCCACCAUCUCCCUGUACCGUGUGGAUGCAAUGUUUGGAGUUAAGAUCUUGAAUGCUUCGUAUGUCAACGUCAAGGACGUAGACAAGAUAUACGUUCGGACAGGUAUCUACCACGGCACCGAAUCUUUAUGCCCUUACCGUGAGACACAGCACGUGGCGCACACAAAUCCCAAGUGGGAUGAGCUUCUCGAGUUUGACCUCUACAUUCCUGAUAUUCCGCGCUCAGCCAGACUGUGUGUGUCCAUCUGCGCAGUAUCUCAGCGCAAAAAACGAGAGGAACGUUGUGCCAUUGCAUGGGGCAACAUAAGCCUGUUUGACUACAAGAGCGUGCUGCUGAGUGGAAAAGUCAACCUACAUUUGUGGCCUGUGCCAAAAGGAAUGGAUGAACUUCUUAAUCCUAUUGGAAGCAUUGGAUCUAACCCAAACAGAGAAGCACCGUGCCUCGUGAUUGAAAUCGAACGCUUUUCUGGGCAAGUGGUGUUCCCCACAAUGGAACAGAUAGAGGAGUACGUCAACAGCAUCAUCCGCUUGCAAAGCCAGACUGAAAAGAAUCCAGAAACCUGGAACGAAUCUGAGAAGGAGCAGAUCCAUGACGUUAUCAAGCGAGACCCCCUUUCUGAAAUUUCUGAGCAGGAAAAAAUGCUAUUGUGGAAAAUGCGUUAUUACUGCUUCUCCGUUUCUGACUCGCUGCCUAAGCUGUUGGAUGCCCUCAAGUGGAACAGCCGUGACCACGUAGCCCAGUUGUACAUCCUACUUAAUCAGUGGCCACAAGUAUCGCCCGAGACAGCAUUAGAGCUUCUGGACUGCAAAUAUGCAGACCUGUUUGUAAGAAAGCAUGCUGUCCGAUGGCUUGAUCAGUCGCUGUCAGAUGAGCUUUUGUCUCGGUAUCUCCUGCAGCUAGUACAAGUCCUAAAGUACGAACCCUAUUUGGAAAAUGAUCUCGGGAAGUUCCUAAUCAAGCGGUCCCUGCUCAAUUAUAACAUUGGACACUUCUUUUUCUGGCAUCUCAAGUCUGAGAUGCAUGACCCAGCGGUUGCCCUGCGGUUUGGCCUGCUACUAGAGGGGUUCUGCAGAGGAAUAGGCACCCAUCUAAAGUCUGUAGUGAAACAAGUGGGAGCACUGGAGAAAUUGACCCAACUGACAGAUUCUCUCAAAGAAAGGAAGGAUGACACACAAAAGGAAAGGCUAAGGUUUCUCAUGGAGCAGUUUUCCAAGCCAGACUUUCUAGAUGCCCUACAGGAAUUCCCAUCUCCUCUGAACAACAGCUGUAUCUUGGGCAAACUCGUUGUUACCGAGUGCAAGAUACUUGACUCGGCAAAGAAGCCGCUGUGGCUGCUGUGGAAAAAUCCUGACUAUUCAGUAGAGCACAUAUUAGAGCAUCAUGAAAUCAUCUUCAAAAAUGGUGAUGACCUCCGUCAGGACAUGCUCACACUGCAAGUGAUCAGGAUCAUGGACAGCAUAUGGCAGAACGAAGGCCUUGAUCUCAGAAUGAUGCCUUAUGCUUGCCUGUCAACUGGAAAGCAUGUUGGCAUGAUUGAGGUUGUUAGAAAUGCCAGAACGGUCAUGAAUAUUCAGAAGAAAGGAGGUCGCAUGGCAGCUUUCCAAGUCGACUCUACGCAGCUUCACAAGUGGAUCAGAGAGAAGAACAAAGGGAAGAGAUAUAAGCAAGCCAUUGAGACGUUCACUCUCUCAUGUGCUGGCUAUUGUGUAGCCACAUUUAUUUUAGGCAUCGGGGAUAGAAAUCCUGACAACAUCAUGGUCAAUGAGGAAGGCCAGAUAUUCCACAUAGACUUUGGGCACUUCCUCGGACACUUCAAGAAAAAGUUUGGCAUAAACAGGGAACGUGUCCCCUUUGUGCUAACUGAAGACUUCCUCUAUGUCAUAGCAAAGGGAGCUGAGAACCCAAGAAAGAGCAAGGAGUUCCAAAGCUUUCAAGAACUUUGUGGCAAGGCCUACCUCCUACUACAUCGACACGCCAACCUUCUCAUCACAUUGUUCACCAUGAUGCUGUCUACGGGAAUUCCCGAACUACAAUCUAUCGAUGACAUAAGCUAUCUACGGAAGACUCUGCAAGUAGAGAAAACUGAAGAGCAAGCCCUGGAAUACUUCCAGAACCAGUUCUUUGAGGCUUAUGGGGGUGCAUGGACCACAAAAGUGGAUUGGUUCUUCCACAGUGUAAAACAUUUCUGAGAAAGCUAGAAAACUACAUUGUUCGUGGCACGUAGGAAUAUGUGUCGCAUGUAUAAACCCUGUUCCGUACGGCA